CCUCAGAAGAGUCCAUCGCCAGCUGUUGGCUCUCUUAUCUCUUGACUAUUCUUCAUUCCCACCCAGACAUCAUUCAUGUCCUCCUGGUCUCUUCCUCCAUCGCCAUUGGAGUGCCUCGUUGUACGUCCUCGCCACACGCUCUUAUUGCAUACAUCCUCAUUCAUGCCACGUCUAAGCAGAGGGCACAAAAAAGUGGGUUUCGGUGGGAUUUGUCUGGAUUACCUGGCUGUUCUGUCCACUUUCCCCAAGCCUGAUGACAAAACCAGAUGCAGGAGCAUGAAAGUUCAAGGGGGCGGAGAUGUGGCGAACGCUUUAACUUGUUUGGCUCGUCUGGGCGUGACAGCAAGGCUUAUUUCUAAGAUUGCGGAUGACGUCCACGGUAAGAGCCUGUUGGAGGAGCUAAGGGCUGAUGGUGUAGAUGCCUCUUUUCUCGUGGUUGCCAAGGAUGGACGAACGCCGUUUUCCUAUGUUAUUGUUGACCAAUCAACGAGAACACGUACUUGCAUUUUUACACCGGGAUUCCCUCUCAUGGAACCGGCUGACGUUUGCCCAGGCUUAACAUCUGCAGUCAAAGGAGCAAGAUUUGUCUACUUUGAUGCAAGAUACACAGAUACUGCAGUAGUUGUUGCCAGAGAGGCAGCAAGGCAAAAUAUACCCAUUCUCCUCGAUGCGGAAAAGAGAAGACCGGGAUUGGAUGAUCUUCUUGACUUAUCCGAUUACGUCGUAUGUUCAGCCAAAUUUCCAAAGGCAUGGACAGAGGCACCAUCUAUGCCCAGUGCCCUUAUAUCCAUGCUUCUUAGAUUACCAAAACUGAAAUUCGCCAUCGUGACCUUGGGGGAACAUGGAUGCCUGAUGCUGGAGAGAUCAUCAGAAGCAGAGAACCCGCUGAUGGGCGAAGAAGAUGCCGAUAGCUUAUUGCAUUCUUUGGAGCAAGAAAAAGAUGAUAGUGUAGCCCCACCAAUGUGCAUUUCCUCAAGAGUGGCGAAAUUGAAAGCAAACGGAAUUGGGACAUUGACCGGUAGAUUGUUCGUGUGCACAGCUGAGAAAAUACCACCAUCAGAACUAGUUGACACAACUGGCGCCGGCGAUGCUUUCAUCGGAGCUAUUCUCUAUGCGUUGUGUAUGAACAUGCCCCCGGAAAAAAUGCUUCCAUUUGCUGCCACGGUGGCGGCUGCCGGGUGCAAGGAAUUGGGGGCUAGAACUGGUCUUCCCUACAGGAACGAUCCAUGUUUGGCUCCGUUUUUAGGACAAACGGGCAAGUCUGCGAAAUCAAACGGAGAAUGCCUUCCGUGUAACGGUCACGUCAUGUUGCACACCAAUAUGGUAUCGGCAUCUGGUUGUGCGUCAGGUGUUUGAAGAAGAAGAUGCAAUCAAUGCGGACACUUUUUUAUGUAA
This is a messenger RNA of Rhodamnia argentea, 1395 nucleotides long. RefSeq names its product ribokinase-like. The record is from RefSeq and is a predicted model, not a curated record. Lineage: Eukaryota; Viridiplantae; Streptophyta; Magnoliopsida; Myrtales; Myrtaceae. Gene Ontology annotation, molecular function: kinase activity. The transcript has 12 exons. The coding region runs from base 76 to 1356 and encodes 426 amino acids.